Penicillium subrubescens is the source of this 1026-nucleotide messenger RNA. RefSeq names its product class I SAM-dependent methyltransferase. The record is from RefSeq and is a predicted model, not a curated record. Gene Ontology annotation, molecular function: methyltransferase activity. NCBI's taxonomy places the organism in Eukaryota, Fungi, Ascomycota, Eurotiomycetes, Eurotiales, Aspergillaceae. The transcript has 10 exons. Bases 1 to 1026 code for a protein of 341 amino acids.
AUGGCGGAACCCGAGCCGAUUGCGGUGGAUCCGGACACGUACGCUGUCGAAAGUGCGUACUUACCCGAUGACUGGCAAUCCGAAACCACCUCUAUCGGAUCGUCUAUUUAUCGAGGAUUGAUUGAGAAUGGCAGACGCUACCAAGCACUUCGAAACAAGGAGUACCUUAUCCCGGCGGAUGACGCGCAAUUUGAAGCAUAUGAAGCAGGACAUCUCUGUGCUCUUAUUCUAGAGUCAAAUUAUGAUAAUCCAUUCUUCCGGUCUCCAAUUGGCCCAUCACCGGGGCACAUCCUAGAUAUCGGUACCGGAAAAGGAACGUGGGCAAUCGAUGUUGCCGAUAUGUUUCCAAAUGCCACCGUCCGUGGAGUCGACCUGUUUCCUCCACCAGUCUCUUGGGUGCCCCCGAAUUGCAUUCUUGAAGUCGACGACGUGCAGCAGGAAUGGACCUGGCAUGAAAAGUUUGAUCUCAUCCACAUGCGGAUCAUGAUUGGAUCCUUCGACGAAGGAGAAUGGGAGCGUCUAUAUAAGCUAUGUUAUGACAACUUGAAACCAGGAGGAUGGAUCGAGCAACUGGAAGUCAGCCCCGUGAUUCAAACUGAUGAUGGAAGCUUGCCGCCCGAUAACAUCUUGAACGACUGGGGCCCGAACAUGCUGGCCUGUGGUGAACGAGCCGGUCGAGCCGUCGACACUUUCGAUACAAUGACCAACAAGAUCCAAAAUGCAGGAUUCACCAACGUCCACCAGAAACACUACAAAUGGCCCAUUGGACCCUGGCCUCGAGAUAGGGAACUCAAAGAGGCCGGUUUGGUCAAUCACCAGCACUGGAGUUCCGGUAUGGAAGGCUGGUGCAUGUGGCUGCUCACCAGAUUUGGAAGUCCCCAUCCCUGGAGUCAGGAGGAGGUUCAGGUAUAUGUGGCUCGAUUGCGGAAUGAGUUGAUGAAUCCACAUUUCCAUAUCUGGCAUAGGGGACGGCGUGUAUGGGCUCAGAAGCCACUGGAUGGCAGUCCAACCCCGACGAAUAAAUGA